AUGGCACCCCCAUUCACCCCAGCUCUUCCAUCUCUCCUCUAUUGCUACCCCUGGAUGCCGUUCCCUCGCCGCAUCACCAUCUACCUCCACGAGAAGCAGAUCUCCUCUACCCUCGUCAAGACUGUUCGCGUCUCCGAUCCGCAGGACGGCGACGAGGUGGUUGAUAGGUCCUUCCCAUCUAGACCGCGUGGCAGUCUGCCCAUCCUCGCCGUUCGGUCUGACGCAAAUGACGAAGACGGAAAGCCCAGCCAAUGGUUCCACGUGAGACAGUCCAUGGCCAUUAUCAACUCUCUGGAGGAGCUUUGCGAGCAGAAGCUUUAUGGCUUUGACUCGCCAAUGGGAAGUCUGUUUGGGAGAGACCUGAUGGAGCAAGUGAGGGUCAAUGAGGUACUAAUCUUGGCUGAAGAGCUUACUGUCAUUUGGAACCCCGUCCGCACCUUCGGCACGAAGGCAGGAACCAUGUCCUACCCUCAGGGGGCUAGAGAAAUGCUCCGUUGGGUGCGUCGUCCACUCCUGGCCAUAGAGAAAUGGUGGCAAGAGUCCGAUCGCGAUGUCUGCUUCUCCGAGCCGGGAAUUUCGACCCUGUGA
Molecule: messenger RNA, 588 nt
Organism: Saxophila tyrrhenica
Lineage: Eukaryota; Fungi; Ascomycota; Dothideomycetes; Mycosphaerellales; Extremaceae
Exons: 2
Coding region: 1-588 (195 amino acids)
Source: RefSeq, a predicted model, not a curated record